AUUGUGGCAAACUUUAUGAAAUGAAAAAGCAUGGUCAUCAUCCCCUUGUGUGUAUUCUGAAUAGUCAAAUUUGUCCCUACUCAGACAGAACAACCACUUUAAAUUCCCACCCUUUUCAAAAUCCUCAUGAAGACAUGUUGGCCGAGAAGUGAUCCUAACCGGUGGUGGUUGUUUGGUUUACUUUCCGGCGAACAUAGCCAUUUCUUACAUGCCAAAUCCUCAAGUGGAGAAGCAUAGGAUCUAAGUAUAUUAUAGAAUGUGCUCAAGAGCAUCAGUACCACAACAAUAAAAAAAUACCUUUUCCAACCCCAUAUAUAAUGUCAUUUUGGGCUUCCAUUAAGCACUCACAAGGCAACAGCACACAUCACCUACUAGAGCCUCUACUACUUCUUUCUAAGGUUUCUUCAAAGAACAACAAACAAAGAAGAUGGUGAAGUUCUCAAAGCAGUUUGAGGGGCAACUCAUUCCAGAAUGGAAAGAGGCCUUUGUGGAUUACUGGCAACUCAAGAAGAACCUCAAAAAAGUCCAACUCUUAAAUAACGCCAACAAUACACAAAACAAGCACCAAGCUAGUACUUCUCUACCUAAGUACAUCUUUUCAUCAAUAAGAAACUACUCUCUAUUUGGCCACCAACAUAGAGAGCAUGGACCAAUUCAAGUCCAUAGGAAACUUGCCUCAUCAUCUUUUAAUGGGGACAUGUAUGAGACUGAAUUGCUUGAGCAAUUUUCUGACACUGAUGCUACUAAAGAAUUUUUUGCAUGUCUGGACCAGCAACUAAACAAGGUUAACAAGUUCUAUAGAACAAAAGAGAAAGAGUUCAUGGACAGAGGAGAUUCCUUGAAAAAACAAAUGGAAAUUCUCCAUAUGCUCAAAACCACAUUCAAGGAGCUGCAGAGCAAAGCAGGCUCUUCUCAUGGCUCCAAGGAUGAUCAAUCUAUCUCAUGCACAUUCUCUAAUGAGGAAGACUCUGUUAGGAGCAGAGCACAAGAAGAAAUGAUGGACACUACUAGCACAGAUGAUUUGGAAAAAAAUGAAGCACCAUUUUCAGAUUCCCCUCGUGCAGAAGAACUUGCCAAGUCCAUGCAGAUUAAAAGAGAAAAUGGAAAAUUGAAAACUCUUUCUGGCCGUGUAAUCAAUUGCCAAGGGAAGAAUCUGAGGAUAAACAUUCCCUUGACGACACCAUCGAGAACCUUUUCAGCCAUAAGCUACCUUCUCAGGGAAGAUUUGCUCAAUCAGUCUUCAAGGCAAUGUGGUCCAGAAGGUGUCAACAACAUUCACCUAAACAAAACUAAUUUGCACCAUGCUGAAAAGAUGAUCAAAGGAGGUUUCAUUGAACUCUACAAAGGACUAGGAUAUCUCAAAGUUUACUGGAACUUGAACAUGCUUGCAUUUAUUAAGAUUCUGAAGAAGUUUGAUAAGGUCACUGAAAAACAAAUUCUUCCCAUCUAUAUCAAAGUGGUCGAGAGUUCGUAUUUCAAUAGCUCAGACAAGGUGAUGAAGUUAGCCGACGAAGUUGAGGAACUGUUCAUAAAAAAUUUUGCCGAGGAAAAUCGAAGAAAGGCCAUGAAAUACCUAAGACCAAGCCAACGCAAAGAAUCUCAUGCUGUUACUUUCUUCAUUGGACUAUUUACUGGAACCUUCUUGGCACUUCUUGCGGGAUAUGCUAUAAUGGCUCAUGUGACUGGUUUGUAUAGACCACAUCAAAAUUCAGUGUACAUGGAAACUGUCUACCCUGUGCUUAGCAUGUUCAGCCUUGUGUUCCUACAUUUCUUUCUUUACGGUUGCAACACUCUUGCAUGGAAAAGAACUCGCAUAAACUACAGCUUCAUUUUUGAGCAAGCCCCUACCAAGGAACUCAAGUAUAUAGAUAUAUUCUUAAUUUGCACAAUGGCAAUGAGUGCUGUGGUUGGGGUAAUGUUCCUUCAUUUGACUCUACUGACAAAAGGGUAUUAUUAUGCCAAAGUUCAAGACAUUCCCUGGCUUCUUCUUCUGGGUUUCUUACUAUUACUAGUAUGCCCCUUCAACAUUAUAUACCGGUCAAGCCGUUACCGUUUCCUUUGUGUAAUAAGGAACAUAAUUUUGUCACCCCUUUACAAGGUUGUCAUGCUGGAUUUUUUCAUGGCUGAUCAACUUUGUAGUCAGGUGCCAAUGCUCAGGAACCUUGAGUAUGUGGCAUGUUACUAUAUAACUGGUAGCUACAAAACUCAGGACUAUGGAUAUUGCAUGAGGACAAAGCACUAUAGAGAUCUAGCUUAUGCAGUGUCAUUUCUACCCUAUUAUUGGAGGGCUAUGCAGUGUGCUAGAAGAUGGUUUGAUGAAGGGCAGACAAGCCACCUUGUGAAUCUAGGCAAAUAUGUAUCAGCAAUGUUAGCAGCAGGAGCCAAAGUGGCUUAUGAGAAAGAUGGGAGUGUAGGAUGGCUUUGUGUUCUUGUGAUCAUGUCAAGUGCAGCAACUAUGUACCAAUUGUACUGGGACUUUGUAAAAGACUGGGGUUUGCUUCAAAUGAAUUCCAAGAAUCCAUGGCUAAGGAAUGAAUUAAUGCUUCAGAGAAAAGCCAUUUACUACUUGUCAAUGGGAUUAAACCUUAUUCUGAGGCUUGCUUGGUUGCAAACUGUCCUUCAUUCAAGUUUUGAAAACGUUGAUUAUCGAGUAACAUCCUUAUUUUUAGCUUCUCUUGAAGUUAUCAGAAGAGGGCUAUGGAAUUUCUUCAGAUUGGAGAAUGAGCAUCUAAAUAAUGCUGGCAAGUUUAGAGCAGUGAAGAUAGUACCACUUCCUUUUCAUGAAAUGGAUGAAGAAGACUAAUAAUAAGGCCAUUUGGGUGAUUUAUUCGAGGGUAGGGGAUGCUUCCAGACAAGUAUUUCAAGGAGAAGAUUUGUUGUUGUCUUUAGUCAAGUUGAUGUAUUAUUGAUCAACUUGAUUAUUUCAUUUGGUUGAUGAUUUGCCGGAUAUCAUCCUCAAUUCCAUACACAAUUUUUCAUUAACAUGAAAUAGAAAAUUUAUGAAAAAGGUGCGCUUCCACUGUUGUUAGUCAUGCACUUUGAGAUCCCUUGUUAUUCCAGAACAUUAUGUAAAAUUUGCAACAAUUAAAGAGAGGGAGAAAAGCGAAAAAGCAUGCUUUUCUCCAAUAAAAUUGUUGAGGUCUAACACGCUUUGGGAAUAUGAGCGAAUUAUUCCUUAAAAUGACUUGGCCAA
Molecule: messenger RNA, 3193 nt
Organism: Glycine soja
Lineage: Eukaryota; Viridiplantae; Streptophyta; Magnoliopsida; Fabales; Fabaceae
Product: phosphate transporter PHO1 homolog 1-like
Exons: 14
Coding region: 428-2803 (791 amino acids)
Biological process (GO): phosphate ion transport; cellular response to phosphate starvation
Cellular component (GO): trans-Golgi network; Golgi apparatus; plasma membrane
Molecular function (GO): inositol hexakisphosphate binding
Source: RefSeq, a predicted model, not a curated record